Messenger RNA from Dermacentor andersoni, 2098 nucleotides. RefSeq names its product Pumilio and CPL domain-containing protein penguin (gene peng). The record is from RefSeq and is a predicted model, not a curated record. Gene Ontology annotation, cellular component: nucleolus. Lineage: Eukaryota; Metazoa; Arthropoda; Arachnida; Ixodida; Ixodidae. Gene Ontology annotation, molecular function: mRNA binding. Gene Ontology annotation, biological process: regulation of translation.
UAGAGAAACAACGAGGUGUUAUGCGCUAAGCUUCACGUGUUCUGCGAGCCAUCAGCGUGUUUGCUGUCCGAUCCUGGUUAGGCCCGUACUCUGCGCGAUGAAAGCGAAAAAAGGCUCGUUUAGUAUAUCAACAGCGCCGCCGAAAUUAUCCGGUGUAACGAAGAUGCCGAAGCAAAAACGCACUGCCUCUGGUUUAUCUCCAGCGAAGACGAGUGAACCAGGAGACGUCAAAGGCAAGUACGCAAAAGCAAACAGCCGGAAAAUAUUUCCACCUACGGCUGGAAAGCCUGGUAAACUUGGUCGAGCUAAGCGCAAGAAGUCAGCUACAAGUGAAGCGCUGAUGAAAGUUGCUAAUGAAGAGAAGGCGACCGAGCAGCAAGCGCCUCGUCCGCAGAAGCGUGGCGCAGAAGGCAACAACGAUGAUGCAUCUGAGCCGAAGAAAAUUAAGCUGGUUGAAAUGAAAAAGAAGCAGAGAAAACAAGAACGAAAAAAGCACGAGAGCAAGUUCUACGAGAUCUCCAAAGCAGCAAAACGAAUCUGGGAAGACCUGCGGCUCAAGUCCUGCACAGCGGUAAGGCGCGAGGAGUUGCUAGCCCAGCUGACCAAGGUAGUCAAAGGCAACAUAAAGCAGCUGAUCUUCGCGCAUGACACGUCCAGAGUGAUUGAAUGCAUGGAGCACUUGGGUACUGCUGUUCACCGCAAUAUGAUCUUUGAAGAAGUGAAAGACAUUAUCGUCCCCAUGACUAAAUCCAAAUACGCCAAAUUCAUGGUGAGGCAGAUUCUUCGGAACGGCACAGCUGAACAGAAGCAGCACGUUAUCAAGGCGUUCAGCACACAAGUCGUGAGCCUACUGCACCACGUAGACGCCGCAGCCAUCCUAGAGGUCAUCUACAACGAGCAUGCCAAUGCCUUCCAGCGUUCUUUGUUGUUGCAGGAGUUCUACAGUCGCGAUCUCGCACUAUUUAAGAAGGACAGGGUGAUCACUUUCGCAGAUGCUCUGGCCGAAUCCACAGAUCCCGCCAAAAUGAUUGAAAAUCUGAAGGAGACGCUGAUGAAAAUCAUUGACAAGCCAGUCGUUCGCCACAGUAUCAUACACCAUGUCAUGCUUGAAUUUUUCAAAAGUGCCGAUGCUAAUUCUAAAUCUGAAAUGAUUCGAGCACUUGCAGGGUCGCUUGUAGAAAUGGUGCACACGAAAGAUGGAGCACGUGUUGCCAUGCAGUGCAUCUGGCACGGAACAGCAAAAGACCGUAAGACGGUAAUCAAAUCAUUCAAGACAUAUGUUGCCAAAAUAGCACGAGAAGAGUACGGUCACAUGGUAUUGCUGUCCAUCUUUGACUGUGUGGAUGAUACAAAGCUUGUUGAAGGAGUUGUUAUUGCAGAGUUGUUGAAAGAGCCUGUUGAAUUAUUGAUGGAUCCACAUGGGCAGAGAGUAUUGGCAUAUCUCGUUGCUCCGAGGGACGCCCGCAUAUUUCACCCCCAAGUUGUCGACAUUCUUAAGGAGGGUGACAUUAGUAGCACCAGCAAAAAAGACCCAAAGGUGCGCAAGCAAGAACUUCGCAAAAUGCCUGCAAGUGUGCUUGGGCAGAUGAUUGCCGACAAUGCUGAGGAACUCUUAACUUGUGGUGGCCCUACUUCAAUAGCCCUUCAUGUUAUUCUGACCAGCCUUAGCACAAGUGAAGCAGCCGUUGCGUUCAAAACGAUAGCCAAGCUUCUUAAUGCAUCACCCUACAAGAUUGGCAAAGAGCAAGAAAGCUCGCACCUUUUUGACCAGGGCUCUGCACGUUUCUUUCUGAAGAAGAUGGCUACCCAUGACAAAGACAUCGGUGACGAAGGGCAAGAUUCUUUUUGUGGUGUAAUUGCUGAUGAAGUGUCUGAGGAAACUAUGUCAACAUGGAUUGGAUGUAACUUUGGAGCGUUCUUUCUUGUGCAGCUCUUGGAGACGGGCAUCACCAAAGGAAUUGAACGUGUUAAAUCUGCACUAGAAGGAAAGCACAAUAUCCUUAAAAAGUGUGAUUCUAAAGGUGCUGUGAUUCUUAGAAAGAAACUGCAAGACUUGUAAUAUGGGCAUACAUUGAAAGAAUAAAGGUGUUCUUUUGUA